Molecule: messenger RNA, 2961 nt
Organism: Fusarium subglutinans
Lineage: Eukaryota; Fungi; Ascomycota; Sordariomycetes; Hypocreales; Nectriaceae
Exons: 5
Coding region: 1-2961 (986 amino acids)
Source: RefSeq, a predicted model, not a curated record
AUGUUUGAAGAAAAGAUCGUUGACUUCAAGCCUUCCCUCGGGUCAAUCCCGUUGGUCGGUGCUUCGAUUGUGGUGGAUCAAUCAGAUUACCCUGGCGUUAUCCGCGCCGGAAGAGACUUCGCUGAAGAUUUUGCUCGCGUGACGAAGGGAGAUGCUAAUCCGUUGAUCGUGAUAUCGUCUCAUUCGGACUACGAGAAGAUACAGACAAAGAAUGUCAUCGUUAUCGGCAGUGUUGCUUCGAGUGGAAUUAUCAAGACGCUUACACAACAGGGCAAGCUUGAUACCCAGGGAAUUGAGGGAAAAUGGGAGGCAUUCAGCACGAGUACCAUCGAGCAGCCUUUGGGAAAGUGUGAAAAGGCUCUAGUAAUAGCUGGAAGUGAUAAGCGAGGUACCAUCUUUGGCAUCUACACUCUUUCGGAACAGAUUGGGGUCUCGCCAUGGUACUGGUGGGCCGAUGUACCUUCAAAACACCAUAAAGAGAUCUACGCCAUUGAGAAACACACGGUCCACGGCGAACCAUCUGUGAGACACCGCGGUAUCUUUCUCAAUGAUGAAGCACCUGCUUUGACAGGCUGGGUGAGAGAAAACUUCGGAGGAUACAACUCCAAGUUUUACGUCAAAGUCUUUGAACUUCUACUCAGACUCAAAGCCAAUUUUCUAUGGCCAGCAAUGUGGCCCGGCUAUCCCAAUCCCGGCGCAUCCUUCUUCACAGACGAUCCACUGAACCAAAAGCUCGCAGACGAAUACGGCAUCGUCAUAUCUACAUCUCACCACGAACCCAUGCAACGACUUUCGAAUGAAUGGUUUGCCGAUAACCCCGACGGAAGCUGGAAUUGGUUGACGAACAAGCAGAAAAUCACCGAAUUCUUUGAACACGGCGCUAGUCGAGCCAAAGGCUGUGAUUCGUACUUCACUCUGGGCAUCAGAGGAGAAUAUGAUAAGAAGAUGCUGGCUGAGGAUCCAGCGGCUGUGGUGCAGGAUGCUAUUGAGACGCAGAGGCAGGUUGUUAAGAAGGUUUACGGACGGGAAGACGCGGUGCCACAGCUCUUCGCGAUCUAUAAAGAGGUUCAGUCGAUGUUCGAAACCGGCCGGUUGAGUGUUCCCGACGAUGUGACGCUGCUGUUCCAGGAUGAUAACUUUGGCACGAUCCGUCGACUUCCUACAAAGGAAGAGGCCAAGAGGAAGGGCGGGGCUGGUGUAUAUUACCAUCUUCAAUACGUCGGAGAUCCUCGAAGCUAUAAGUGGAUCAACACGAACUCACUGGCAAGCCCCCUAGGUACCCUCAUCCAAGAUCAAGAGCUAACAUGUUACAAGGGGAAAGUAUGGCAUCAACUUCAACAAGCGUAUCAUCACAACGCUCGUCAAAUCUGGGUAUUCAACGUCGGCGACUUGAAACCUCAAGAAAUCCCAAUCUCCUUUGCAAUGGCUCUAGCUUGGGACAUUAGCAGUAUCAAACACGAUACCCUCCCGCAGUUCUUCCGUCAAGCUGCUGAACGAGAAUUUGGCGCUGAACUCGCGGAUGAAGUCGGGUCAAUCUGGCAUCGACAUGAUCGCUUGCUCUCUUUAAGAAAGCAUGAGCAUAUUGAGCCUGAUACUUUCUCCGUCUUGCACUACAGAGAAGCCGACACCGUCUACAGUCGAUGGAAGGAGCUUCUUGAUGAUGCUGAAAGGCUACAUGCUCGUGUUUCUGAAGAAGAAAAAGCAGCAUCUUUCCAGCUUAUUCUCCAUCCUACCAAAGCAUCAUACAUCUACAACAAGGUACGCUGGAGUCAAGCGCUAAACAAGCUUUUCGCUCGCCAAAGACGAAAUUCGGCAAACAAAUACGCUCAAAUCGCUCUGGACGCGUUUGACCAGGACUUUACUCUCUCGGAAGAAUAUCACAGCCUUUUAGACGGGAAGUGGAACCAUAUCCUCAUGCAGCCCCACUACGGCUACGAAGAUACAUGGCAUGCUCCCUCGCGAGACAUGAUUGGUGGAUUAUGCUUUGUUCAGAAACGUCAGAACUCCAAUCCUAUCGUUGGACAGAUAGGUGUUGCUGUGGAAGGCCAUGAAGGCGUGAGGCCAGGUCGGAUCAAUGAAGAGUCUGAGCGAACGCAUCCGAGUCGACGGGAUCUUGUUCCUGGUUUGACUUUACGGCCUAUGAGUCGGUAUGGACCUGAGGCUCGAUACUUUGAUAUUUUUACCCGGGGAGUCCCGAGGAUUAAUUGGUCUGUUUCUGCGCCUCAGUCUUGGGUUCAGCUGUCAAAGGUCUCGGGGGUCUUGGUGCCUGGAGAGGAUGAUGCCAGGGUUGAGAUCUCGAUUGACUGGGAUCAAGUGCCUGGUGACUUCAAAGAGGAGGUCCUGGUCGAUGUUCGGUCAGAGGAAGGUGACUUUGAACAGGUCCAUUUGCCGAUCAAUGGCAGACGGGUACCAGACUCAUUCAAGGGUUUCGUUGAGCAGGACGGUUUUGUGUCUAUUCCCGCUACCGACUGUCAUCUCGAGACACCGUAUCUGGUUUUACCCGAUGCUGGCAGGCUAGAAACUGGCUCUUUGACUCUCGCCCCAGGUAUUGACAGUGACAGUUCGACACCCUACGUUCAAUACCCCUUUUACCUUUUCAGCGAGACGCCCAAGGCUACUUUGGUACUUUACUUCGGUACCACUCUGGAUCUCUCCUCAGAAGACAUUCUGACUUAUGACGUCCGAAUCGACGAGGAACAAACCCAAAGUUAUUCUCUGCAGAAGAGAACUCCAGAGAGUGAGAAGAACGCUGCCGAUAAAGGAUGGGCGUCGGCUGAUGGCUGGUUCUUUGCUGCGUCGGAUAACGUAUGGGUUCGUAAGCAUGAGGUCACUUUGGCAGCCGGUGCACAUACGCUACAUCUCAGGUUAGGACAUGCGAAUAUGCUGCUUGAAAAGAUUGUGGUUGACUGCGGUGGUGUAGCCAAGAGCUACUUGGGCCCUCCCGUUGGAAUCAAGGCUUGA